Messenger RNA from Durusdinium trenchii, 7482 nucleotides. The record is from the annotation of a GenBank genome assembly. Lineage: Eukaryota; Dinophyceae; Suessiales; Symbiodiniaceae.
AUGGCAGCAAGCUCAGAAGAGUCGGGGACAUCGAGUUGGUACAGGGUCCCUACCUGGUCGGGCAAUCCGGCCGAGUGGAGGACUUUCCGCCGAGAGAUGAAUUGGUGGAUUGCCUCCUUGGACAGCGAAAGCUGUAAGAAGUUCAACGUUGCAGCCCGUUGGGCCUUGAGACAACAUGGAGUUGUUCGAGCUCGAUGUGAGGAAUUUGAUCCGUCGGAGUUGGUUGGCAUCCAAGAGGAAUCCAUGGAAGAUCCAGAAACAAAAGAGAAGAUCAUUGUGACACCUGCCGACCCUUUUGCUGGACUCACCAAGCUGAUGGACGCCUUGGAGGCUACCGUUGGAAAGUCGAGCUUGGACCGAAAAGGUGAACUUCGCGCCAUGUACUAUCAAGAGAUCAAAAGAAAUGCUGGCGAAAGGAUUAGUGCAUUUUGCACACGGUUCAGAACGCUUGCUGCAGAUCUCAAAAGAGAAGGCAUUGCAAUGCCUGAGGAAGAGCUUGGUUGGAUGCUUAAGGAACGCCUUGGAUUGGACCCGAUUCGCAAACAAUUGUUGGAAACCGCAUUGGCUGGUCGGGAAUCCUAUGAUGUUGUGGAAACGGAGUGCCUUCGGUUGUUUCGUGAUUUGCACACCUCCGAUCCUCUUUACAAGGCCAAGCAUGCAGACAAGCCCCCGUUGUUGCAGAGAUUUUUGCAGUCGCACAAUAGCAACACGUCGUACAGGUCCCCCAGUUCUGCCACUCGCUCUGUUCGUUCAUUCAGGUCACAGAGCUCAGCUUCAGCUUCGAGUCGGCCACCUUUCCGUCGGUUCGGAAACAGCGGUGCACCACCUCGUCAGGCUCUGGUGACAGAGCUGCCAGAGGAUGCUGAACAGUAUGAGCCCGAGCUUGAAGAAGACACUGAACUGAUUCCGGCUGAGGAAGCUUCACCCCAGUCGAUUGAAGAGGUACUUCAAGCCGAAGCUGAAUACUUGGCAAGCGAGAUCCAGGAGUUGGAGGACCAGGGUUGCGAAGCUUCAGUUUUGGAGGAGUUGGAAUCAGGCCUUGAACAGGCCGCUGAAAGCCUGGUGACCAUGCGUGAAGCCCGAAGCCGCAUUGCUGAAGUGAAGAAGGACCGCGGCUAUGGUAAGGCCGCAUCAUCAUCCUUUUCAGCUGGCAAGAAACCGCAUGGCAAUCAGGUUCCCAAGCAGAAGGCCAACACCCGUUGUUUUGAUUGUGGAGAACCUGGACAUUGGGCGGGUGACUCCGCAUGUGCAAAGCCCGGAGCUGGCUUGGAAAAGAAAGGCCGUGGCAAAGGUCUGAGCACUUCCUCUCCAGCGAAGCAAGUGCGUGUGACUGAAGCCCUCAACACGGAGCAUUUGUUGGAAAGUGAUGCAUUGGUUGAACCACCGGUUGAGCGUGAAGUGAUGAUGUUGACAACAUUGGUUGACAAGUCGGUUGACACAUUGGUUGACACAGAUGUGUUGGUUGAUCAAUCGGUUGGCAUGUCGUUGAAAGGACAGUCGGUUGCAAGGCGUGUCGAUUCAUUGGUUGAGCAUGAAGUGUUGACAUUGUCGGCAGAGACCUUUGGCCUGCCCUUGUCGGAAGUGCUGGCGCAAUCCCACGACAAAGUUGCAGCUACCUAUGAUGAUUGGCUCCACCCUUAUCACGGUCUGGGUUUCCAUUGUGCCGGUAGCAUCAUUGGGAUUAUUGUUGGGGAGAGAUUUUUGAGUGGGAUUGGUGCAGUGAUGUCGUUCGCUCGCAAGAAGCUUCGGGCGGACCUUGUCAACAAUGAGUUGCACGAUUUGGGUCAACUUGCUGCAGGACACUUCACCCUGCCUUUGCCACCAACGGGAGAUUGGAUGCGUCCGGGCACUCAACGCUGGCGAAGCUUUGGUCAAGAUGGUGUUGUCGAGAUGCAGUUGAACUGUCACGAUUGGUGGAACAAGAAACUUCUUUCUCGUUUAGCUCGUUUUGAUGUUUUGCAAGCACCUGCAGCACCGCACGAGCACCUGGUCACUGAACGUUCCUUGUCGGCAAUGGCUCAAGCGAUGACGGACACCUCAGGGAUGAUCGCCAAGUGGAGGCGCAUGGUGCUACGACAGCGGGCUCGCGCCGAAUGGCACGGCCGUGGAUUGCUCUUAUGGUUGCUGCAGCGACCGCAUCUGCGGUAUGCUCCCUUCCCAUAUCCAAGCAUCUCGAACGUCAAGCAGUGGGAGGAACAAGCGGUCUCAAUGACUGCGCAGCGGCCCAAAGCCAUCCUCAAGGAGCACUACACGAGAAGCUGCAUCAACCAGGUCUACGAGACCAAGAACCUAGUGGAACUGGGUCAGUUCCGCAAUCGUGUUGGCCUGCAAUUCGCCUUCGUAGAGGACAGCCUUCUUCAAGGAAUGCUGGCAGCCCGUGCGAACAAGGGCAUCACUACGCAGUUGAAGAAAGAAGCUUUCCAAGAGGCUCAAAUCAAGGCAGCAGCGAUGAAGUCUCAGGAAGAUCAAGAAGCUGCCGUUCGACAGCUGAUCGGACCAAAGGGUGGCCUACCGUCACUCAAAGCCGACCUCAUUCGCCUGGCUGCCCUCCUCAACGUGACCCUCGACUCCAAGAUGACCAACGAGCAGAUCAAGGCGGCUUGCCGACCCAUGAUUGCCGAGCUCAUGGCAAAACCGAAGCCGAGCAGCAGCAGUUCAAAGAGCUCGACAGAUCCGGCAAUUCCCGCCUCUCAGGCGAAAGCCAAGCCUACCUCCGCGCCACAGGUGAUGGAGGCUCCACGUCGAUUCGACGGCCCGCAGAUGAUCUCAGUUCAAGAUGUUCACGAACUGCUGGCAGCUCAGGAUCAGAAGUUCCAGACCAUGCUGAAUCAGGUCAUGCAACACGUGACCUCUCAGCCAGUCCCCAAGGCAAUGGCUGGCCAUCCGAUUCUCACCGGAUGGGACGCUCCUCCAGACGAGACCAUGGAGGACGGACGUUUUCAUGGCUGGACACCCGAGGAGAUCCGCCAGAUGAAUGCCGACCACAUUCAAGAAGAUCUGGAUUGGCGGAUGGCCAACGGCAUUCCUCCUCGGCAAGCUCAGCUGAUCUCAGAAGCCUGGAACAAGCACUGCCGAGACCGUCGUUUGGUAUCUCUGAGUGCCUAUGAGGUCAACGAGAUCUACGCUGGUGAAUGGGAAGCGACAGUGAAUGAGGCCCAAAACGAUGUCUUCCUGACCUCCGUUGUCAUUGGCCUCGAUGAUGACACCUCUCCGAAUGAAGACGCUUCUCAGAAUGUCAAGAAUCCAUCGAAUGCCAAGCUCACACCGAAUGUCAACAAGUUCAAGAAUGACUCCGGAAAGUUCGUGAAGCCAAAGACCUUCAUGAGUGAGAUCUACACCACGACUCAGAGAGUCACCAAAGCUGCACAGCAACGUGGGCACGUCACCGGAUCACCUUUGUCAUUGGAAACGGGCUGGAAUUUCUUGCGGAGUCAUGACCGCGAGGUGGCUCGAAAGCUUUUGUCUAAGGAGAUCCCCUAUUUCCUGGUGAUUGCCUUCCCUUGCAGUUUCUGGAGCAUCCUCCUGAACCUGAAUCCUCCGAAGGAUCAUGAGAGAAGGCUGAAAGAAGCGAUGCAGUUGCUCCGCUUCGCUAUACAGCUGGCUCGUGAUCAACAUGCCCGUGGUUUGCACUUCGUUCUGGAGAAUCCUCAAAGCUCCAGAGCAUGGUCUUUGGAUGAGAUGCAAAAAGCCCUGUCUGCCUUGCAAGCUCGUUUGGUGGACUUCCAUCAAUGUCGCUUUGGCCUUCGAGGACGCAAUGGACAGUUGGUCCGCAAAGCAACUCGCUUGGCUACUUCGAGCGACUACAUCGUACAGACCUUAGAUGGCAUGAAGUGCUUGGGAAACCACGACCACGAGCACGUCAUCGGUGGAGCGCACAUCUCAAGACCUUCCGGUCACUAUCCAUGGGAGCUCGCCAAGACUCUCGUGAAGGGAAUGGAAAGGCAGUUUGAAGCCGAUUUCAAAAGGCCUCACCCUGGCAAUUUGCCUGGAUCGCCUCACUCCACCUUAGCUGUUGAAGAAGGAGAAGCUGAACAUUACCCCGCUGCACUCGAUGACAGCGAUUCAGAAGCAGAGCUUCCAGAUCUUCCUGAACCUAAAGGAGAUGCCAAACUUCCAGCUGGAGUGAAGCUAGCGCUCAAAAGAUUGCACGAGAACACUGGUCACCGUUCUGGAAAACGUUUAGCCAGAGCAUUGGCCAUUGCGGGUGCGCCAGCAGAUGUGGUGAGAGGAGCCUUGCACCUACGUUGCUCCAUUUGUGAUGAGCAGCGUGCUCCCAAGGCGAGGAGACCUACCAGUUUGCCUACGCCAAAAGAUGUUGGCGACCAGGUGUUCAUCGACAUCUUCGAGGUCUUCGAUCUCCAAGAGCGCCGUUACUAUGUGGUUCAUGCAGUUGACUUCGUGUCGCGGCUUCAAAUGGCCGAAUUGGUGGACCAGAAAUCCUCAGACAUGGGCAUCAUCAAGGCUUUGGUGAAAGCACAUUCAGUGAGCGCACGAGAUGACAUGGACGUGUGCAUUCAAGAGGCUGUAGCUGCUUACAACAGCGACAUGACUGAUGCCGGUGUCACGCCCAAUCAGGCCGCUUUUGGCCGUCAGCCUCGUCUCCAUGGUGACACCCUUGGCGACUUUGGAAGAAGGUUGAGCGAGCGCGGGCUAAUCGAGUCAAAGCCCAGCCUGGCUCGACAAGUGGCCAUCAGAGAGUCAGCCCGGAUUGCUAUGUUGAGAAUGCACUUCUCCAAAGGUCUUCGACGGGCCGAAACAGCCAGAUCGAGAACAUCCACCAUUGAGCACAACCUUCAACCUGGGCAGAUAGUCUACUUCUACAGGCAGACUCGCUACAACAACAAGACCUCAGGUUCCAAGAAGCGCCUCAGUCUUCGACGAUGGCAUGGACCAGCUCUUCUCAUUGCUUUGGAGGGCCACACGAACGGCUUCGUGAGCUAUCGGGGCCAAUUGACAAAGUGCGCUCUAGAACACCUGAGGGCUGCGAGCACUAUGGAACAAGUGGCCACCUCUGUCUGGGAAGAUGCUAUUCAAGAAGUGAUUGAGGCAGCUUGCCACGACCAGUCCAGGAACUCUGAAGUUCGAGAUUCCGAAUCUGCAGUACCAGAAACAGCACGUCGUGAAGGGCAACCUCAGGAAGUGUUCGAACCUGAAACUCCAGUGAUCCCUCAAGCUCAAGGAUUACCUUCGUCCGCAGCUCCACAUGAUCUUCCUCCUCUUCAACCGCAGGAGAUGGUGGCUGGAAUGUCUCGAGCCUUGACACCAGGAGCUGAAGGAGCUUUUGGAUCGAGCACCAGAAGGAGCUCUUCAGUGAUGAGACCGAGCUUUGACCUAUCUCAGUCUCCGUUUCCGCAAACUCUUCAGAAAGCACUGCUCCAAGCACAAGAACGAGCAACCGAAGUUCCUGUUCCAGAAGCUGGCAAUAAACGCUCGGCUGAGCUUGAUGCUGAACAACUUCGGGAAGAAGUUCAAGAGGCUGAUGAGAUUCCACCUCCGGCGACUUCAGUCACUGCUCCUCAGUCCAGUGAAGUGCUGAAUGUGACCGCUUUGCCUUAUGAGGUGAUGGAACUACAAGCGAAAGCGGAACUCCAUCCUCUUAGACAACUACAAGCCUUGGCUGCUAUGGAUCGUCGCGAUCCUCUCGGAAGCAAAGUGCUAGAUCAUGGCACUUGGCGUGGUGAUUGGCCACUCCCUUCAAGGACAACCUGGCAAAGAAUGAAGCUUCUUGGUCAGACUUGGCCGCUUGGCAACCACGAAGCUGCUUCUGAAGUCCUUGCCGUCCUCACGGCCAGGAAGGAAAAGUCCUGGAACUCUUUGACAGAGUUUGAGAAAAAGGAAUUCCAUGCAGCCGCCCUCAAAGGCUGGCAAGUCUGGACAGACAAUGACGCAGUCGAGAUCCUUCCAGAUGAUGAAGCAGGGCGCAUUCGUGCGCGACUGAGAGCUGAGAACCAAAGUCACCGCAUCUUGGUCCCUCGUUAUGUGAUGGUGGACAAGAAUGACGGCCUUCGAACGGAGACCAAUCAGCUUCCCUUGCUGGCGAACGCUCGCCUGGUGGUCCCCGGGUACCAGGACAUAUCGGCCUAUGGCAUCAGAUGCGACGCCCCAACAGCGUCAAGGACAAGUCAGCAUUUGCUCCUGGCCUACACGGCUUCAAGCAAGGUCAAGAAAGGCAUCUUCGGCUUGGCAGACAGUCCGCGCCGAUGGUACCAGCGGCUCAACAAGGCGGUGAUCAAACGAGGCUGGAAGAUCUCGGUGCUAGACAGCGCCAUGUGGAUGCUAUGGAGUGAAGAUGGCUCCGAGUUGGAAGGCAUCAUGUUGUCCCACGUGGAUGACCUUUUGAUGGGUGGCAAUGAGCGUGCUCAAAAGACCCUAGAAUCUCUGGGUCAAGAACUGGGCUUUGGAUCCAUCUCCAACAAGUCCUUUGUCUACUGUGGCAAAAAGAUAGAGCAGCUCGAUGAUGGCACCAUCUCCGUGUCCAUGGAGGAGUAUCACUCGAACUUGCAGCAGAAAGUCUACAGCCAAGUCUCAUACUAUGUCCUCUUGGCAGACCGCCAACUCCUUGAUGGCAAUGAAGGACAGUUUGCGAUCCUCGACGCUCGAUCGCACAGGCUUCAAAGAGUUUGUAGAUCAACCUUCGCCGCUGAAUUGCUCGGCAUUGAGGAGGCCAUGGAUGCAGGACAGUACUGCAGAGGAGUGCUAGCUGAGGCCCAUGGCUAUGCCUUGGAUAAGAAGCCCUUCGAGGUGAGCACAGAUUCCAUCUCCAUGGUGGUUGUCACCGACUCCAAGGAUGCCUACGACAAAGGGUCGAGCUCAACCCCGUCGUAUGGGUCGCAGAAGUCACUUGCCUUCACAGUGGCUUGGAUCAGGUCCAUGCUGGCCCGGUGCAACACGAUGUUGCGUUGGACAUCCACCGAGAACCUCUUCGUGGAUUGCGGAACGAAGGACAUGGAUUCCGCCCACCUUUUGCGGAUCCUCGAUGCAUGUCGCUGGAGCAUCCGAUAUUCUCCAAGCUUUGUGAAGCAAAGCUCCAAGGGGAAGGCUGCCAAAAAGCCACGCUUCAAAGUGGACUCACUUCCGUACAGGUUCACCUUUGCCUGUCUAGAGGGAGCUCACGCCUUGACCUGGCGAAGCCUUGAAGAAGGCAUUGACAUGCGAGAUUUGAAGAACCUUCGUGCCAGGAUUUCUGAGUUGCUGAGUGCGCCCAGGAUUGCUGAGCGCACCAAGGCCAUUCAGCAGGAGGCCAAGCUGCCAGGCAGCGCUGGCAUCGUCUGCGGCACUGGCAUCGUCAGUGAUUUUGAGCACUCAGAACACGCAGCCGAUGAGGCAAUUUUGAGCUGGUGCUUUCCUGAUGUGGGUCUUGUGGCCACUCCGCCUCGCGCCCGGCCAGGAACAGCUGGCCCGAACAGCUCCGGCGCCUCCAAGGAGCAGCUCCGCGAGGCGCUGGCAGCUCGCAAGGCCAAGUUGAGGAGUCAGGCGCGCUGA